This is a messenger RNA of Amborella trichopoda, 3064 nucleotides long. Its product is annotated as cysteine-rich receptor-like protein kinase 2. Gene Ontology annotation, biological process: protein phosphorylation. Gene Ontology annotation, molecular function: ATP binding; protein kinase activity. The record is from RefSeq and is a predicted model, not a curated record. NCBI's taxonomy places the organism in Eukaryota, Viridiplantae, Streptophyta, Magnoliopsida, Amborellales, Amborellaceae.
GAGCUCCAAAGCAGUUCCAUUCGUCUUCGUCUUCGUCUUUGUCUUCGUCUUCUCCUUGCUACUUUAAUGGCGGAAGAAAACCUAAUUCUGAACGCUCCAAUCAAUUUUAAUGUAGCUAGCAAAGGAACCCAACGUUCAAAAAUUUAAAUCAAUUCCUCACUACUUUCAGAAAAACCUCUUUUUCUUCUUUUUUUUCUGCAUCCAUGGCGAAAACAACCCCGAUUCACGUUGUUAUCUUUCUCGCAAUUCUCUCAGCUUCUUCUUUAGCCGAUGAUUCUCAGUUCCCCGUUAUCAAGCGACUAUGCUACAACGUUUCAGCUCUAGAUCCAGCGACCUUUGAUGUGAAUUUCAUCGCCGCAAUGGAGUCUGUAUCUCAACAAAUCGCUAGAGAUGGCUUUGGAACUUCAGUUUCAGGAAACUCUACUAACCGUGUCUAUGGUCUUGGCCAGUGCCUUGGUUACCUUUCCUCCAUUGAUUGUCGCCUCUGCUAUGCUCAGUCUAGGGUUAGUCUACCUGUUUGCCUCCCUGUAGAGGGAGGUCGAAUUUAUCUCGAUGGAUGCUUCUUGAGAUAUGAGAAUUGGAAUUUUCCGAGUGAGGCCAUGGAUGAUAAGGACACAGUGGUUUGUGAUUACUCGAAGAACAGCUCGAACCCUAAUGAUUUCAGAGAACUUGCAGGAAAGUUGGUGAGGAAUUUGAGCUUAGGAGAAGGCCAUUACAGGGCCGGAAGGUUUGAUGGGAGUAGAAUGACAGUUUAUGGGGUGGCUCAGUGCUGGAGAUCUCUUGAUUCUAGGGCGUGCAGCGAUUGCUUGACCAGUGCGGCCAAUGGUGUUCGUGGUUGCUUGCCUGCGAAAGAGGGGAGGGCUUUGAACGCUGGUUGUUUUCUUAGAUAUUCGACUUCGCCAUUUUAUUUGCAGCAAUCGGGUUCAGGCCGUGGUUCGAUUGUGACCCGGCACCAACUAGCUGUGGCUCUGGGGUCCAUUUUUGCAGGAGCAUUGGUUAUAUCUGUAGCCAUAAUAUUGGGUAGACGAAGAAGACGAGGAAGGGAUUCUUCUUUUGAUUCUGAUGAUAUGGAAGGUUCUUCGGAAAUUAUAAAAGCUAUUUCCCAAUCCCACCUAGGGUUUAAGUAUGAGGAUCUGAGAAAAGCUACAAAAAACUUUGAAGAUGCUAACAAACUUGGCCAAGGAGGUUAUGGCUCUGUUUACAAGGGAGUUCUAUCAGAUGGCAGGGUGGUUGCAGUCAAGAGACUUUUCUUCAAUACCAGGCAAUGGAUAGACCAGUUCUUCAAUGAAGUUAACCUUAUCAGUCGGGUUCAGCAUAAAAACCUUGUCAAGCUUCUGGGUUGCAGUGUAGAAGGCCCUGAAAGUCUAUUAGUUUAUGAAUACCUCUCAAAUUCUAGCCUGGAUCGAUUCUUAUUUGAUCCUUUUAGAAGAAAGUUGUUGGAUUGGAGGAGGAGGUUUGAUAUUAUUGUUGGUACAGCUGAGGGGUUAGCUUACCUUCAUGAUGCGUCAGAGGUGAGAAUCAUUCACAGGGACAUAAAGGCGAGUAAUAUACUACUUGAUGAGAAAUUCAGGCCCAAAAUAGCUGAUUUUGGCCUAGCGCGAUAUUUUGCAGAGGAUCAAAGCCACCUGAGCACAGGCAUUGCUGGAACUCUUGGCUACAUGGCACCCGAAUAUGUUAUCCACGGCCAGUUAACUGAGAAGGCUGACAUAUACAGCUAUGGAGUGCUCGUUCUCGAAAUGGUCACUGGUCGUAAGAACAACAAUUCAAUAUCGACCUCAGUCGAGGGUCACUCCCUUAUGUCAUUGAUAUGGAAGCAGUACAGUUCAAACACUCUCUUAGAAAUAGUGGAUCCAAACAUCCAAGGCCUGUGCUCUGAAGAACAACUUCUCAGAGUAUUUCAUGUGGGUCUUCUUUGUACUCAGGCUUCUCCAACUCUUCGGCCUCCCAUGUGGAAGGUAGUGGAGCUACUAGUAAGCAUGGGAAAAGAGCUUCCUUUGCCUACACAGCCUCCAUUUAUUGAUGUUAAGGGGGUGGAAAGCAACAGUGAUGGUUCUGAGACCUCUUAUUUGUUCUCCUCUACCACCAAAUCUCAAGUUUCAAUAAAUGGAAUGUCGGUUAGUAUGGUUCGAGGAAGGUGAAUUUGGAUCUACAUAAUUUGGGAGCUACCUGAAUGUCCCUGGUUUCAGAGAACUUUUUGAACUACAAAGCUUUUUGUGGAAUGACAACAAAUACCCUGAAGUUAAAAAAAAAUAUUACAAAGCCAUAUUUAUUUGUUCUGAAAAGGGGAGUGCCAUGUCUAUGGGGUCGUGGGUUGGGAGUGUCUCUGUAUAUUCUUCUCUAUGGGUGGCAGCUUGGUUGGUCAAAGUCGCUUUCUUGAAUUGUAUGGGACCAGUGGUUACAUGUUUCUUGACAAAGUGGGUGGCAGGUGGCAUCUCUCUCUGUACAAUGCUCAAUUUUUUAUUUCCAGAAGUAACCUUGUCUCUGAUAAUCCUGAGGCUGGAGAAUUUUGACAUCCGGUGGCUCAGCAGAUCCACACUCUCCAUGUAUAGAGUGUGUGCCAGUAAUUUAAUCAAGAGAAGUGGUGCUUUAGUCCUGUGUAUUGAAUCCUUUUGGGGUACUUGUGUCCUUUUACUAAAGUGGAUGUGGUUAAGAACAAUGACGUUCUGGUUCUGGUCUUAUUAUUUGAGACCCUUUCUUGUAGAUGAGCUUGGGGCUCUCUCAGUUUUGCCAUGGCCUCUAUGGGUUGAAAUCACUGAAGAGUCGAUGGAAGUGGACUACAGUUGGGCUUGCUGUGGUUUUUUUUCCUUGUGCAGCAUUCAGCACUGGACUGGCUGUCAGACCAAGAGAUGGCAUCAUGAAACUCCUGAAGAGGGAGUCACUGUGAAAUGAGUUUCACCGACUGUGUUGUAGACUCAAGAGGAUGGCUUAACUUUUAUCUCUUGUCUGGGUUUGAGGCUAUAUAUUGUUUGUGUUUGAGACUAUAUAUUGUUUGUGUUUGAGGCUAUAUACGUGUACAAUAAUAAAAAUUUUGUGAAAUGAAAAGAGAAUAGCUGCAAUUUGUUUC